This is a messenger RNA of Ipomoea nil (Japanese morning glory), 1008 nucleotides long. Its product is annotated as polyadenylate-binding protein 6-like. The record is from RefSeq and is a predicted model, not a curated record. Bases 1 to 1008 code for a protein of 335 amino acids. Gene Ontology annotation, molecular function: mRNA 3'-UTR binding; poly(U) RNA binding; poly(A) binding. Lineage: Eukaryota; Viridiplantae; Streptophyta; Magnoliopsida; Solanales; Convolvulaceae. The transcript has 4 exons. Gene Ontology annotation, cellular component: cytosol; nucleus; ribonucleoprotein complex.
AUGCCGGAGCUCCCAGAGGUGCCACCACUUUGGCUGACGUUAGGGAUGUCAGAAACUUUGUGGGGGCAUACUCUCUACGUGGGUGAUCUUCAUCGGGAAACCACUGCAGCGGACCUUGAGGCUGCAUUUUCUAUGAUUGGCCCGUUGGAUUCCUUGGGGAUUCGCAGAGAUGCCGUGUCUGGGAAAUCUCUUUGCUUUGCUUUUGUCAACUUCUUCUAUGUCUCUCAUGCUAUGAAGGCUCUGGCAUGCUUAAACCAUACAACCCUGAGAGGAAAGCCAAUGAGGAUUAUGUGGUGGCAUAAGGAGCAUAAGGAAUCAAUAGUAAGAAAAUCCGAGAUUGGGAAUGUUUUUGUGAAGAACCUUGCUCUUUCUAUCACCAGUACUCAAUUAGAGAACAUGUUUAGCAAAUAUGGCAAAAUACUGUCCUGUAAAGUCGCCGAGGACGAAAACGGAAAGAGCAAAUGUUUUGGAUAUGUUCAGUUUGAAACACACAAUUCUGCCAAUUCUGCUAUCACUUCCCUCCAUGGAGCAGUGUUUCAAGGGAAGAAGUUAUAUGUGUCCAUAUUUAAGAAGAAAGAAGAGAGGGUGAAGGAUGCAUUUAAAGAGCAAAAAUUCACUAAUCUAUAUGUGAAAAACUUUGGUUGCAAUAUGACUGAGGAUCUCUUAAGAGAUAAAUUCUCAAGAUAUGGAAAUGUCAAUAAUGUUGUGAUUAUGAGGGAUGAAGAAGGGAAUUCAAGAGGCUUUGGGUUUGUUAACUUUGAUUCGGAUGAAGAUGCUAAGAUGGCGGUUGAAGCUCUUAAUGGUCAACUAAUAGGAUCAAAGAAGUUGUUUGUUGGAAGGGCACUAAAGAAGGCCGAAAGGGAAAUACUUUUGAGAAUGAACGACACACGUGAGGAGAUGUCUUGUAGUCUAGUGGAAUCAAAUCGCUCCCCCAUAUGGGAGGUUGUACGUCCAAGCCUCAGUGGAGGCGGUAUUGACUUUUUGUCAACCUUCAAGUUGAGAAAGUAG